Pneumocystis jirovecii RU7 is the source of this 810-nucleotide messenger RNA. RefSeq names its product mitochondrial 37S ribosomal protein MRPS9. The record is from RefSeq and is a predicted model, not a curated record. Gene Ontology annotation, molecular function: structural constituent of ribosome; RNA binding. Gene Ontology annotation, biological process: translation. The coding region runs from base 1 to 810 and encodes 269 amino acids. The transcript is spliced from 4 exons. Lineage: Eukaryota; Fungi; Ascomycota; Pneumocystomycetes; Pneumocystales; Pneumocystaceae. Gene Ontology annotation, cellular component: ribosome; mitochondrial small ribosomal subunit.
AUGUCAGUUUUUCAAGUACUUCGGUCUGGACGGCAGACAAUCCAAAAUCUGAGGCGUAUUCAUAGCAAUGGAUUAACAUCUUCUUUUGAGCCUGUUUCAAGCUCCUACUUUACAGGAAAAGAGAAGUUUUAUGAUGAUUAUUUGGCAGUAGAGAAUGUUCUUAAACGAUACCAAACGCUUCCAACAGUGUCUUUUGAAAAGACACCUUUACGGCUAUGGAAAACGUUGAGCCAAUACAAAGCUAGCAAAAGUGGAUUAGAAUAUGUAAAAAUUUCGGAAUAUCGUACGAUUACUCAGAUGUUGAAUCGAAUUAAUAGGAUUGACCCAAUGUUUAUGCCUCAGGAAGCUAAGGAUAUAAUUGAUGCCUACACUAGAGAAUUUAUUGAGAAGCAUGCGGAAAAACAUACACAUUCUCUGGAUUCUCUAGGGCGUUCUUGUACUAUAGGACGGCGAAAAGAGGCCGUUUCAAGAGUAUGGAUGAUUAAAGGCGAUGGACAGAUUCUUGUUAAUGGAAAAACUUUGUAUGAAAUGUUUUCUCGCUUAGAUCAUCGGGAGUCAUUGAUACAUCCUUUGAAGAUUACAGAGCGCCUUUUUCAGUAUAACGUAUGGAUUCUUGCAAAAGGAGGUGGAUUAACAGGUCAAUCAGAAGCUUCUGCACUUGCAAUUUCACGAGGAUUGGUAAUUCAUGAGCCAGAGUUGCGACCCCUUCUUCAAAAAUCGUCGUGUCUUACAUGCGAUCCACGCCGUGUUGAACGUAAAAAACCAGGUCAACCUAAAGCUCGCAAAAAAAAUACAUGGGUCAAAAGAUAA